Naegleria gruberi is the source of this 3117-nucleotide messenger RNA. RefSeq names its product penicillin amidase family protein. NCBI's taxonomy places the organism in Eukaryota, Heterolobosea, Eutetramitea, Acrasida, Naegleriidae. Gene Ontology annotation, molecular function: hydrolase activity, acting on carbon-nitrogen (but not peptide) bonds, in linear amides. The record is from RefSeq and is a predicted model, not a curated record. The coding region runs from base 32 to 3031 and encodes 999 amino acids. Gene Ontology annotation, biological process: antibiotic biosynthetic process. The transcript is spliced from 2 exons.
GUCAAAAACCCAACCAACCCAUCAUUAACAAAUGGCCUGGUUGCACUACAAACUAUACAGGCCCUAUGCCAUCUGUCUAGUUUUCUUGAUUUUAAUCAAUUUAUUGUUGUGGAUUUAUCCAGUCAUUGAUGCUGGUACAGUUUUUAGAUUCUGUCCUGGAUAUUGGUUAUUUGUCUUUUUAGUCACAGUGCCAUUCUUUUUGGCAUUCCCUGUUGUUAUCUAUUUAAUAUUUGCUAUUAAAUACUUUAAAAUUCCUGCUGUUGAACAAGCAGCACUUCCAUCCGAUGUUCAAGCUUCUAGAACAACUCUUGAAUAUUUAAAAAUUGUUGGUUAUGUUACUUUGGCAACAUUUGUCUUGUUGGCAACUUGUAUGUGUUUAAUUUUGACAGCAAUUGCAGCAGCAUAUCAUCAACAACAUGUUUCACUUGUGCAAGAAACCAUUUCCAUUUUGAGAGAUAUUGUUGUGAAGGGUGAUAAAAUUGUCAUUGAAAGAGAUUCUGAAGGUUUUUCACAUAUUACUGGAUCAGAUAUUGAAGAUGUUGCUUUCGGUUUAGGAUUUGCUCAUGCUCGUGAUAGAUUAUUCCAAAUGGAUUAUUAUAGAAGAAUUGCUAGAGGUCAAUUGAGUGAAAUUGUCGGAGACAGAGCUUUAUAUUGUGACAAGUAUAUGAGAACUUUGAGUUUAUAUAAUUAUGGUGUUUCUCAUUAUACUAAUUUAACUAGUGACACUCAAACUUUUGUUUCAAGAUAUGCAGCUGGUGUUAAUUAUUAUAAGGGAAGAUAUGGUUCUUCAAAUAAGGCCUUUGAAACCACUUUGGGUUCAUACGAUAUUGCUGAUUGGACUAUUUAUGAUUCAAUGGCUGUUUUAAAGUUGUGGCAAUUCAUUAACAGUGGUAAUGCUAAUAUGGAAAUUUUACGUUUCUAUUUGGCAACUGUUAAAGAAUUGAGUAUGGAUCGUGUUAUGGAUCUAGUUCCAAUGACUCCUUUGAAUUCUAGUUUUGCUUCUUUCACUCCUGUUGAAUUGGAUACUCCAGUUUCUUUGAGAAAUAUUUAUAGACAAACUGAACUCGAUAGUUUAACUCAAGACAGAUUGAAUAACAUCAAUGCUCAAUCAAAUAUUGGUGUUACUUCUCCUAAAUCAACUAGUACUUCCUAUACUGCUCCUAAAUUUGCCAGUGUUGAUGAUUUGCUCUUAUAUUUCGAUCCUCUCACAACAAUGCUCAAACAAAACAGUGAUUGGAUUGGUGCUGGUGGUUACUUAUUUGGUACUGCAUUGUCUGCUUCAUCUUCUGCCUAUGUUUCUUCAAAGGGUGAAGGUUUCAGAACUCAAGUUCCUAAUCCUGUCUAUGUUGCUAAACUCAAGUUCAAGACAACUGCCUCUACUUAUUCCUCAAUGGGACCAACUAUUCCAGGUAUUCCAGGUUUGAUUGAAGGUCGUUCCUCAAUUAACACCUUCACUACAUCAAAUAUGUAUGCUGACUGUAUGGAUUGGUACAUUAUUAAGGAUGAUGGUUCAUCAAAUAACUAUGCUGCUAAUGGAGCUACUCUUCCAUAUACUACCAGAACUGAAACUAUCAAUGUUAAGGGUGCAUCUGCUGUUACUAUCACUGUUCGUUCAACUGUUUAUGGUCCAAUCAUGACUGAUAUUCUUCCAGAUACUUUGAAGAAGAGCGGUGCUCAAUUGGCAUUAAAGUGGACAUCCCUCUCUGAUGUUGAUUUGACCAUGAAUUGGAUUACUCAAGCUUGGCAACAAACUACUUUGGCUACUUUCAAUACUUUGACUGUUAACAAUUUCCACAAUCCACCAAUGAACAUGUUGGUCAUGUUUACUGCUGCUUAUCCAGUUUACUUUGGUGUUGGUAGAUUCCCAAUUAGAGCAACUGGUCACUCUGGUUUGUUCCCUGCCUCAAAUAAUCAAGUCUGGACUGGUUACAAUGCUGCUCUUGUUAACUUUAGAGCUUUCAUUGCUCGUAAGGAUUACUUUGUCAGUGCAAACAACAAACCAGUUGGAUAUGGUUAUCGUUAUAACUUUGGUUAUGAUUUUGGUCACAGUUAUAGAGCUAGAAGAUUGAACGAUUUGAUUUCUCCAUACUAUGGUUCUACAACAACUCCAUUCCUUGAAGCUGAUCUUAAGAAGUUCAUUAAGGAUCAAGUUAACGUUUAUUUCUCUGAAGAUUUGAUGCCAUUGUUGACCAAGUCUGUCAAUUAUUACUCUGACAUUUCCUCUUCAUCAAUUGGUAAACUUUUGUUGGCAUGGGAUGGUAGUUUCACUUCAAGCUCAUCUGAAGCUCCAAUUGCUCAAAGAUGGUACUAUGAAUUGAGUAGAAUUGCUGCUUCUGAUACUGGUGUUGCUUAUUGGGACAAUCCAAUUUUCGUCAGAGAUGCCUUCUUGCCAAACUAUGUCUACUCUAAGAAUGGAACAACUGUCACUAGUGAAACUAUUUCAUCUGAUACUCAAAAUAGAAAUAUUCAAUCUUGUGUUUUGGCUUUGAGCACUAUCUAUGGUGUUACUGGUCAAGCUGCUGAUCAAACUGCUUGCGAUCUCUAUGCUGCUAAGGCAUUACAAAGUGUCAUUAAGAAGUAUGGUGAUCCAAAGUUGGGUAACAUUUAUGAAAAGAAGUUCUCUCACUACUUCUCUGAAGAUGGAAGUUACAGUUGUGCUUGUACUCGUUCUACAUACUCUGUUGCUGGUGGUGAAUUUACAAUUUAUCAAUCUGCUCCAGUUCGUCCAGAUAUUUCUACUUCAACUUCAUCUACCACUGGUCUCGAUGAAAACUACUCUCCAAGAUUCUACUCCAAUCAAGGAUUCUACUUCCAACAAUAUGCUGUAUUGGGUGCAAACAGUGUUGCAUCAAGUUCUUCGAUAAAACCAAAGAUUCUAGUACCAGGUGGUAUUACUGGUCACCAAUGGGAUAAGACAGUUUAUGAUACUUACUUGUAUAGAGUUCUCGAAGGUGGUGAAUAUCCAACUGCUCUUCUUGAAAAGUAUUCUGUCAGUUCUUCCCAAACACUUGUUCAAGUUACCUCAGUCUAAUCUUAAUGAUCUGUGUAAAUAUAGUUUUAUUAACACACUUUUAAAACACUUGUUAAAUUAUCAAUAAAUAUAUUAGUAUUAUUUUC